GGAAUCGAUCAAUCUUCAGUUAAUACCAUCUCUACCAAAAUGAAGAAUUCUAACGAUACUCUGGCAUCUAAUAUAUCUGAUAGGGGCGGAGCCCCAUUUCUUUGUAAUAAUACUUCAAAUUCCGAUGUUGCUCCCGAACGAAUAGAAAAUAGUUCCAAUAACACACCCGAUUCUGAUCCAUACCUGGAAAAGGAUAGCCGAUCUUUCACAUCUCUUAUUCCUAUAGGAACUUUAUCAUCGGAAGAGAAAGAAAUUGAUGAAUUUUUGGAAUUACAGGAAAAGGAGAGGAUUAGUAAUAUGGCAAGAGAAAGAAAUAGGAAAAAGAAGAUUUGCCGAGGGCAACAAUUGGUACGAAAAACAUCUUCCUCUUCUGAUACACAAAAUGCAAUUUCUACUGAGAUAAAUCCUAUUAUUGAAAUUACCCAUGAUCAUAAAACUACCCGAUUAGAAUCAAUGCCUACUGAUCAAGCACAAAAUACCGGAAUCAAAAUUCCAUACAACAAAAGAGUAGAGCAAGUCUUAAGACACGAUUUAUCU
Molecule: messenger RNA, 537 nt
Organism: Diversispora eburnea
Lineage: Eukaryota; Fungi; Glomeromycota; Glomeromycetes; Diversisporales; Diversisporaceae
Source: the annotation of a GenBank genome assembly